AUGAGUAGGAAGAGAUCAAAAAUGUCUUCCAGUGGCACUCUCAGUAACUGCUAUGUGGACGCUAUAAUGGGGCAGGAGCCGGAGGAUGUGUACGGUGCUCGCUUUAUUCAGGCUCCACACUCGGUGACCCCGAGGCCGCCAGGUGCUGGGGACAACGCAGACUUCUCCUCUUGCAAUUUUGCACCGAAGUCGGCUGUUUUCUCGUCGUCUUGGUCCCCGGUUCACCCGCAGGGGAUUUAUCAUCCGUAUGUGCACCACCACCAUCACCACCACCACCAGUCCCACCUCCCCGCCUCAGACGGUAGAUAUGUCGGCGUCCGCUCCUGGAUGGACCCCAUCUCCAACCACGUUUCGUUUGCCGGAUUUCACCCCGGCAAUCGGCCGUACGGGACAAAGCCAGACGUCUUACCACCGAAAGCGACAGAUUGCGACACGUCGGAGGUAGAGGCUCGACCGCUCGCCGGUCAGUACGCGUGUGGAGCUUCGGAGUGUCCAGAAAAGACGAGCAAAGAGCACAGUGGAAGUGAGCUUUCGAGCCACAGCGAGCCCAAAGAGGAGAAACAACAACAACUUGACCCAAACAACCCUGCAGCAAACUGGAUCCACGCACGAUCCACGAGAAAGAAGCGAUGCCCGUACACGAAAUAUCAGACUUUAGAGCUGGAAAAGGAGUUCCUCUUCAACAUGUAUCUGACCAGAGACCGACGCUACGAGGUGGCCCGCAUACUCAGUUUAACCGAGAGACAAGUGAAGAUCUGGUUCCAGAACAGGAGGAUGAAAAUGAAGAAGAUGAACAGAGAGAGGAACGGCAAGGAUCUGCUAUGAGCUGUGAUCUAUGAGGAGCACUUGAUGUUUAUACCAAGGAUCUGAAAAAAAUAUAUUUUAUUUUUGGUAGGAGCUUCGGUAGCCGUUUUAUUUUUCAAGACGUUCUGUAUAGCAUAAAUGCUGAGUGUCAGUGUCAAUGGCCAUAUGCGCAACAAUUUGUCUUGGACAGAUUGGUGCGCACACAUUUUGGCAAUCUGUAUUUUUCUCUUUUACAAUUGUACACACACACACACACACACACUCUCUCUCACACACACAAAGACAGCCACAAACUGGGAUGUUCAAGCAGUUUCAUAGAGAUGUUGUGCAUCCCCAUUUUAGAAAAUGUGUGUUUCUUUUGUUAAGAAUUUGGAGUUGUAUAUAAAUUCUUUUCACAGCUAAUCCACUUUGACUGCUGUCUGUGUCGCAUAUGGAGAUAAUGCAUCAGCAGAGUGUGUGGAGUCUUGAAAAAAAAAAGCCUGUGUUUAGCUUUGUCACAGACCAACGCUGUUGUGUUUGGGAAAGAAUCAAAUUAUCCAUCUAAUCCUAAAAGUCAAUAAAUACACGCACAUUUUCCUCUAAGUAACACAUUGAAUAGCUUUGUAUGCAUGUUAGUGGCUUGUUGGUUGGUUGGUUUAUUUAAAUAAUCCCAUUUUUAAUUAUAAGAGUAAUUUAACUCCUGAGCAUUGUCUUGAAGGCACAGAAAAGAGAAAUACAAAGUAAAAUGUCGCCCAGCUGAGUUCAGGAUUAAAUAGGUUUUGCAUAUAACAAACGCAAGU
Scomber scombrus (Atlantic mackerel) is the source of this 1583-nucleotide messenger RNA. RefSeq names its product homeobox D9a (gene hoxd9a). The coding region runs from base 1 to 825 and encodes 274 amino acids. Gene Ontology annotation, cellular component: nucleus. The transcript has 2 exons. Gene Ontology annotation, molecular function: RNA polymerase II cis-regulatory region sequence-specific DNA binding; DNA-binding transcription factor activity, RNA polymerase II-specific. The record is from RefSeq and is a predicted model, not a curated record. NCBI's taxonomy places the organism in Eukaryota, Metazoa, Chordata, Actinopteri, Scombriformes, Scombridae. Gene Ontology annotation, biological process: regulation of transcription by RNA polymerase II; embryonic skeletal system morphogenesis; anterior/posterior pattern specification.